Chinchilla lanigera (long-tailed chinchilla) is the source of this 2197-nucleotide messenger RNA. It is a transcript of the gene Ndc80, whose product is annotated as NDC80 kinetochore complex component. NCBI's taxonomy places the organism in Eukaryota, Metazoa, Chordata, Mammalia, Rodentia, Chinchillidae. The transcript has 17 exons. The record is from RefSeq and is a predicted model, not a curated record. Gene Ontology annotation, cellular component: Ndc80 complex. Bases 125 to 2053 code for a protein of 642 amino acids. Gene Ontology annotation, biological process: attachment of mitotic spindle microtubules to kinetochore.
UCCUUGGCGGGCGGAGACAGUGGCUCUUGUUUUGGCGGCUGCUGUUGUCUCUGGAGGUCCGUUUCCCACCGUAUAGAAAUUCGGCCUCUGGGUCUCGUCAGGAAACUGGAGGAAGGUCGUAAGCAUGAAGCGCAGCUCAGUGUCCACCGGUGGUGCUGGCCGCCUCUCUAUGCAGGAGUUAAGAUCCCUGGACAUGAAUAAACCGGGCCUUUAUACCCCUCAAAUGAAAGAGAAACCAAGUUUCAGCAAGUUGAGUAUAAGCAAAUCUACAUCUGAAAGAAAAGUCUCUGUAUUCGGUAAAAGAACCAGCGGACAUGGAUCCCGGAAUAGUCAACUUGGUAUAUUUUCCAGUUCUGAAAAAAUCAAGGACCCGCGACCACUUAAUGACAAAGCGUUCAUUCAGCAGUGUAUUCGACAACUCUGCGAGUUUCUUACAGAAAAUGGUUAUGCAUACAGUGUAUCCAUGAAAUCUCUCCAAGCUCCAUCUGUGAAAGACUUCCUAAAGAUCUUCACUUUUCUUUAUGGUUUCCUGUGCCCUUCCUAUGAGCUUCCCGACACAAAAUUUGAAGAAGAGGUGCCAAGAAUUUUUAAAGACCUUGGAUACCCUUUUGCUCUGUCCAAAAGCUCCAUGUACACGGUGGGAGCCCCCCACACCUGGCCGCACAUCGUGGCAGCCUUGGUUUGGCUAAUAGACUGCAUCAAGAUACAUAAUGCCAUGAAAGAAAGCUCACCUUUAUUUGAUGAUGGACAACCUUGGGUAGAAGAAACUGAAGAUGGAAUUAUGCAUAAUAAGCUGUUUUUGGACUAUACCAUUAAAUGCUACGAGAGCUUCAUGACUGGCGCUGACACCUUUGAAGAGAUGAAUGCAGAGUUGCAGUCCAAGCUGAAGGAUUUAUAUAAUGUCGAUGCUGCCAAGCUGGAAUCAUUAGCCGCAAAAAACAAAGCACUGAAUGAGCAGAUCGCAAGACUGGAGCAGGAAAGAGAAAAAGAACCGAAUCGUCUAGAGUCUUUGAGGAAACUGAAAACCUCCCUACAAGCAGAUGUUCAAAAGUAUCAAUCAUACAUGAGCAAUUUGGAGUCUCAUUCAGCUAUUCUUGACCAGAAACUGAGUGGUCUUGAUGAAGAAAUUUCUAGAGUAGAAAUAGAGUGUGAAACCGUGAAACAGGAGAAUGCCCGGCUGCAGAACAUUGUUGAUAACCAGAAGUACUCGGUCGCUGACAUUGAGAGAAUAAACCAUGAAAAAAAUGACUUGCAACAAACCAUCAAUAAAUUAACCAAGGACCUGGAGACUGAACAGCAGCAGUUGUGGAAUGAGGAGCUGAAGUACGCACGCGCCAAAGAGGCGAUUGAAACACAAUUAGCAGAAUAUCACAAAAUGGCUAGAAAGUUGAAACUAAUCCCAAAAGGUGCAGAGAAUUCCAAAGGUUACGACUUUGAAAUUAAGUUUAAUCCUGAAGCUGGUGCCAACUGCCUUGUCAAAUACAGGGCACAAGUUUAUGUACCUCUCAAGGAACUCCUGAACGAAAAUGAAGAAGAAAUUAAUAAAGCUCUAAAUAAAAAAAUGGGUUUGGAGGAUACGUUAGAACAAUUGAAUACAAUGAUAACAGAAAGCAAGAGAAGUGUGAGAACUCUGAAGGAAGAAGUUCAAAAGCUGGAUGAUCUUUACCAACAAAAAGUUAAGGAAGCUGAGGAGGAGGACGAGAAGUGCGCCAGCGAGCUGGAGUCCUUGGAGAAGCACAAGCACCUGCUGGAGAGCGCCGUGAACGAGGGCCUCAGCGAGGCGAUGGCCGCGCUGGACGCCGUGCAGCGGGAGUACCAGCUAGUUGUGCAGACCACAACUGAAGAAAGAAGGAAAGUGGGGAGUAACCUGCAGCGUCUGCUAGAGAUGGUGGCCAUGCACGUGGGGUCCGUGGAGAAACAUCUUGAGGAGCAGAUUCCUAAAGUUGAUAGAGAGUACGAAGAAUGCAUGUCUGAAGAUCUCUUGGAAAAUAUUAGAGAGAUUACAGAAAAAUAUAAGAAGAACGCUGCUCUCAUUAAGCCUUCCGAUGAGUGAAGAUAAAAUGUUGAUUAUCUUGUACAUUUUAUAAAUCUAGUUGAUAUGUAUAACUUGAAAUUAUGAUGACUUGUGGAUUAUUUUUAGCUGUGGAAGAGCAGUUUUAUAUGUACCUGUAGUUAAUAAAAUUGUAUCAGUAAAGCA